AUGGGUGACAUAUCUUUCUCGAAUGGGAUUAGCAAUGGGAAUGGCUUUCAUGGCAAUGGCCAUUCGGUGGGAGGAGCACAAAGAAAGAGCUGUUGGUAUGAAGAAGAAAUUGAAGAGAACUUGAGAUGGUGCUUUGCUCUCAAUAGCAUUUUGCACACAGGAGCUACUCAAUUCCAGGACAUUCAACUUUUGGACACAAAGCCCUUUGGAAAGGCUCUAGUCAUUGAUGGAAAACUUCAAAGUGCAGAGAUAGAUGAAUUCAUCUACCAUGAAUCUCUUGUCCACCCAGCACUUCUUCACAACCCAAAUCCCAAGAGCAUCUUUAUCAUGGGGGGAGGUGAGGGUUCUACUGCAAGAGAAUUACUGCGGCACAACACUGUAGAGAAGGUGGUCAUGUGUGACAUUGAUGAGGAGGUGGUGGAUUUUUGCAAGUCCUACUUGGUGGUUAACAGUGAAGCUUUCUGUGAUCCAAGACUUGAGCUCAUUAUAAAUGAUGCCAGAGCUGAGCUUGAAAGGAGAGAAGAGUGUUAUGAUGUGAUCAUAGGGGACUUGGCAGACCCAAUCGAAGGAGGCCCAUGUUACCAGCUCUACACCAAAUCCUUUUAUGAAUUCACUGUCAAACCAAGACUUAAUCAAGAUGGCGUUUUCGUGACACAGGCAGGACCAGCUGGUGUUUUCAGCCACACAGAAGUUUUUUCUUGCAUCUACAAUACUUUGAGGCAGGUUUUCAAAUAUGUUGUAGCAUACUCUGCUCAUAUUCCUUCCUAUGCGGACAUUUGGGGAUGGGUCAUGGCGUCAGAUUCACCAUUUCUGCUGAAUGCCGAUGAAAUGGACUUGAGAAUGAAACAGAGGAUUAAAGGAGAAAACAGAUUUCUAGAUGGCAAAACCUUCACAUCAGCCUCUACCUUGAGCAAAGCUGUUCGGAAAUCACUGGACACUGAGACACAUGUUUACACAGAAGGCAAUGCAAGGUUCAUAUAUGGUCAUGGCACUGCCUACAAACACAACAAAGCCUAA
Messenger RNA from Ilex paraguariensis (yerba mate), 1017 nucleotides. Lineage: Eukaryota; Viridiplantae; Streptophyta; Magnoliopsida; Aquifoliales; Aquifoliaceae. The record is from the annotation of a GenBank genome assembly.